Frieseomelitta varia is the source of this 2610-nucleotide messenger RNA. Its product is annotated as UDP-glucuronosyltransferase 2A3-like. The record is from RefSeq and is a predicted model, not a curated record. NCBI's taxonomy places the organism in Eukaryota, Metazoa, Arthropoda, Insecta, Hymenoptera, Apidae. The transcript is spliced from 5 exons. The coding region runs from base 846 to 2318 and encodes 490 amino acids. Gene Ontology annotation, molecular function: UDP-glycosyltransferase activity.
AAACCUAACCUCAACUCACUGCAUUAACUAUUUUUUUUUUCUUCAUAUUAAUGUACGAUUGCCGUUGCACAUAUAUAUAUAUAUAUUCAUUUCAUGCUUGAAGAUGUUCAUUAAAUCGCUGCUAUCAUCGUAUGAUCGUAAAUCGUAAACGCGGCACAGCUGAAUAGAGUGCACGCAUUCGCAUCUAGAAUGUGAACAUACAUUUCCACGAGUUUCUAGCGGGCUAGUGCCUCGACGACUCAUUUUGGAUUGCUAUCCGAGAGCAAGCUCUCCAGCAUUUUCUACGGGAGGUCUGCACGCGCCAUGCAAAAGCAGUGUUGUGACCUAUGUAGUUUGUGAAUGCAUACACGUGAGGCGCGAAAAUUAUACCGUGUGCAUGUACAUAUUUCCGGUUUGUAAAGAUUCGUGUAUAACGAAACUGAACGAAACAUGUCCAUCGAGACACGAAUUGUGUCUUAAAUUAACCAUUGCGUCAGUAUAUGUCUGUGAAUAGAAAAAAAGCGCUUCCAAAGAUAAAACUUCGAAUUGGUGAUUCGAAAGUACGGGGGAUUCGUGAUUGAUUAUAUUCGAAUUAUUCAGUAGUGCAAAUUAUUCGAUCAUUCGUAGGAAGUAGUGCCAUUUUAUCACAACGGGGAAAUCUUUUUUUCUUUCUUUUAACGAACGACUAAACCAGUUUCGAAAUCGUGGCUAACUGACUGACGAUAACUGACUGAAGAUUAUUCGAAUAAUAUAAUAAGAUAAACGGCUGCGUUGCGGCUGGUUCUUCUCCUUAACGUAUUAAAAGUAUCAUUUUCUCGAACACGCUUACACAGAUUUCAUUUUUGUCGAUCUAUCGUGCGAUCAGAAUGUCGGUAAUCAUUAUAUUGUACCUGUGUAUGCAUUUGGUGAAUUUAAUUCACGGUUCUACGCUGGUUGCUCCCCCUCUAUCGGUGGUGGUUGUCGCUUUCGAAGAUAUAUAUGACUUAUCAUUACUGGCCAACUCCUUGUCGGAUCAAGGGAUCGAUGCCACGUUGAUCAUACCGGCGUCCAGCAAGGGCGAACUUUAUGAAACUUUAAUCGACGUCGAAGUGCUCACAGUGAACGUCGAGGCCGAAGAAUUUGCGAUAACGACUCAAGCCUGCGAAGCAUUAUUGAAAGACGAAGAAAUCGCGAGGAAAAUACAGGAGAUCCAACCAAUCUUCGUUAUAUUUCCUGCAUUCAGGCACGACGGAUGUUUGCUACCGUGGGUAAAAACUAUCGGAUCUAUUCCAGUGAUAUGGACGCGUAAUCAUGAAGAAGAGAUAUAUGUUUUCGAAUAUUCCGGUGCCGCUUUUCCGGUUCAGAGUGCAGGAUUUUGGACCAGGUUGCGGAUGACUAUCGCGAGGAGGUCAAUAUUCUCUACAGCUCGAGACGAAUACGCAGCACAUGCUCUCCGGAUAGCGGGAAAAUAUUUGCCAGAUACUGGUCUCAAUUUAGAUAAUCUGUAUGCUGAUGUUCGCCUUAUACUUUGGGGCGCUGAUGCUAUCCUACGCUUAGAUUAUGCACCGCUCACUCAGCUGAUAGUGGAAAUCGGCUGUCAUCACUGCAGAGGGGCACAUCCAUUACAAAGUGACUUGCACAAGGGCCUGAUCGAAUAUCGGCUGGGUACUAUCGUGGCACUUCUGGAUGAAAAUUACGAGACGUUAAUUAAAGAGCUUGCACAAAAAUUGCCUCAAGGCAGGCAGGGUCAAGCAGUGGUUUGGAAGAAUGUGAAAUGGCAGAACUCAAAUGAUGCUCUGCCAGAGAAUCUUUUUAUUCGCUCGAAAAUUGAUCGACAAGACCUAAUAGGGUAUGGACGUACAAGAGUGGUGUUAAGUCACUGCGCAGACACAGAGCUCCUAGAAAUCGCCUUCCAUGGAACUCCAGUCAUAUGCUUUCCCAGAAAUUCUAAUGAAUUUAAAAACGCUGCGCGAGCGGUACAGUUGGGCUUUGCACAUUCCGCUGAAGAGAUUAAUAUCUCGUCCAAUGAAGAAGUAGCCAAUAUUGUGACUCAGAUUCAUGAAACCAUGGACUACCGCGAAAACGCUAGAAAAGUAUCUUUGGCCAUUCGCGAUAGAAUAAAUCCUGCUGUGGAUAGAUUAAUUUAUUGGCUGCGUUACAUGGCCAGAGCGAAGGAUGAGAACUUGAACUUCUUGGCUCCAAUCAGACCAGCAAAAACCUUGAACGAAGAUCUUCAGUUUUUCCUCGGUCUGUUUGUAGGUGCUAUAGUUGGAAUAUUUUUGGCAGUAGGUUGCAUGUUAGCGAGAUAUUUGAUCGUAUCUAAAAGAACGCAGAGAUCAAAAGGAAGAUAUACACGAUGAAAAUACGAUUGACUUGAGAGAGAAAAACAUAAAUAAAUAACCGAUGGGAUGGAUAAUUACGGACAUUUUUCGCAUAUGUAUUUAUAUAAAUGCACGUUGAGUACAGGUACAUACAAAUACAAAUGUUACGAGCUAGGGUUUAUCUCAUUACUAAAUGUAACUAUUAUGAGAAUACUUGAUCGAUAAGAUUGAUUGAUUGACUGAUUGAUUGAUUGAUUGAUUGGGAAAAAGCUAGGAAAUAUGAUGUGGCGUGUUAUCGUCGACGAGGAGAUAAAAAUAAAUUACAAUUUGU